Messenger RNA from Pangasianodon hypophthalmus (striped catfish), 3501 nucleotides. RefSeq names its product interleukin enhancer binding factor 3b (gene ilf3b). The coding region runs from base 227 to 2788 and encodes 853 amino acids. NCBI's taxonomy places the organism in Eukaryota, Metazoa, Chordata, Actinopteri, Siluriformes, Pangasiidae. Gene Ontology annotation, cellular component: precatalytic spliceosome. Gene Ontology annotation, molecular function: double-stranded RNA binding; single-stranded RNA binding. The record is from RefSeq and is a predicted model, not a curated record. The transcript is spliced from 19 exons.
GCGCUAAUAAUUGGCUAAGCCGUGAUCACGUGACACUGUCUCAGCCAAUCGCGUGUUCAGGUUUGGAGCGCCUCGUUCCUGGGGUAGGUGCGCUGCAGUACAGUGAGUGCGUUUAGCUGAGCAGAUAGAUACACACCCCGCUGUACUGACGAGAGCAACUCUUCCAGCUGCCUGCACUGAGUUCGACACUGUCAUUUCCAAACUGAAGGACAUCAUAGUUUCAGCUAUGCCUCCUCCUCUUCGUCAUCGCUCCAUGCGUAUCUUUGUGAACGAUGACCGCCAUGUUAUGGCCAAGCAUUCCGCUAUCUACCCCACGCAAGAGGAGCUGGAGGCUGUGCAGAAUAUGGUCUCCCACACUGAGCGUGCCCUCAAGGCUGUGUCUGAUUGGCUGGACGAGGAGGAGAGGAGAUCCACGAAACCGAAUCCCAUUGAGUCUGAAGGAGCUGGAGAUAAAGACAGCGAGCCCAAAUCAGCAGAGCAGACCACACGCUCCCUGCGUGGCGUGAUGAGGGUGGGCCUGGUAGCAAAAGGCCUGCUGCUAAAGGGGGAUCUGGAUCUGGAGCUAGUGCUGCUCUGUAAGGACAAACCCACAGCCACACUGCUAAAGAAAGUGGCUGAGAAUCUCAGUGUGCAGCUCAAGCUCAUCACUGAGGAUAAGUAUGAGGUAAUGCAGUUUAUCCGUGACGCCUGCAUCAUGAUCAAAAACACCAAGCAGCCCGCUCUUAAUCUCACCAUUCACCUGACUUCACCUGUUGUCCGAGAGGAAGCUGAGAAGCAGGCUGCCGGAGAAACGCUAUCAGUCAACGAUCCCCCGGAUGUACUGGACAGGCAGAAAUGCCUGGCUGCCUUGGCGUCUCUUCGCCACGCCAAGUGGUUCCAGGCCAGGGCCAAUGGGUUGCGCUCGUGUGUGAUUGUCAUCCGGAUACUGAGGGAUCUCUGCACCCGUGUUCCCACUUGGGCCCCUCUUAAAGGAUGGCCUCUUGAGCUUUUGUGUGAGAAAUCAAUUGGCACAGGGAAUCGGCCAAUGGGAGCUGGAGAAGCUCUUCGAAGAGUUCUGGAGUGUUUGGCUUCAGGAAUCCUGAUGGCAGAUGGUUCCGGCAUCUCUGAUCCCUGCGAGAAAGAGCCGACUGAUGCCAUUGGUCACAUGGACAUCCAACAACGAGAGGACAUCACCCAGAGUGCUCAGCAUGCUCUGAGGCUUUCUGCUUUUGGGCAACUUCACAAAGUACUUGGAAUGGACCCUCUUCCUUCAAAAAUGCCCAGGAAACCUAAGAGUGAAACCCCCAUCGACUACACAGUUCAGAUUCCUCCAAGCACAACCUAUGCUCCCCCUAUGAAACGGCCUAUUGAGGAGGACGAGGGUGGUGAUGACAAGAGCCCUAACAAGAAGAAGAAGAAACUUCAAAAGAAAUCUCCAGAUGAAAAAUCAGAGCCUCCUCAGGCCAUGAAUGCUCUGAUGCGGCUAAACCAGCUAAAGCCUGGGCUCCAGUAUAAGCUCAUUUCUCAGACCGGGCCUGUUCAUGUGCCGGUCUUCACCAUGGCUGUCGAGGUUGACGGGAAGACCUUCGAAGCAUCUGGUCCCUCUAAACGCACUGCCAAACUCCAUGUAGCAGUUAAGGUUUUGCAAGACAUGGGCCUUCCCACAGGGGUGGAGCAAAAGGUUGCUGAACCAGUAAAAGUAGAAGUGGUGAUGCCCACUGCAGAGACAGAGGUGAAGCCUUCAGUCCCGCCACCUGAAAUAGAGACUUCAGUCAAUGUGACCACAAACUCUGAGGCUGCUGAGAGCACUGAGAAUGCACGGCAGCAGGGCCCCAUUUUGACAAAACAUGGCAAGAACCCAGUGAUGGAGCUCAAUGAGAAACGUAGAGGCCUCAAAUAUGAGCUCAUCUCUGAGACGGGUGGCAGCCAUGACAAACGCUUUGUCAUGGAGGUAGAGAUCGAUGGACAGAAGUUCCAGGGUACAGGCUCCAAUAAGAAGGUGGCAAAGGCAUAUGCAGCUCUGUCUGCUCUGGAGAAACUAUUCCCAGAUGGCUCCAACUCUGAGGCAACCAAGAAGAAGAAAGCAAUGCACACUCCUGGGUUUGGAAUGAUGAGCGGCCCACCUGCUGAUCCAGCAGCCAAUCCCAGGGGUAGAGGACGAGGGCGGGGUAGAGGCCGGGGGAGAGGGUUUAAUAAUGGCGGAGGAUAUAAUCAAGGUGGCUAUGGAAGUUAUGGAUAUGGGAACAAUGCUAACUCUGGCUACAAUUACUACAAUAAUGGUGGCGCUAAUGGAGGAUCUACAGGAAUGGUCCCUGGAGCUGGUCCAUCAGCCAGCGCCUCAGCAGGAGGUCCUCCAGGAACAGGUGGCUUUGCCUCGUAUUACCAGAAUGACGGAGGUUAUUCCACCCCAUGUGCAGCGGGCAAGACCCCAGGAAAGAAGGUGCCAAUGCACCAGGGAACUAAACCUCCAGGCACAGGAGCAGCUCCUGGAGCCUACCAGAAUCCCUCAGGCCCAGGGCAAAGUUCCUAUGGCCAGUAUGGGCAGGGCUACGGCCAGGGCAAGAAGAACUUUGGCCAAACUCAAGGUGGAGCCACAGGUGGAGGUUACGGCAACUACAGCACAGCUUACCCAUCCCAGGUGACAGGAGGUCCAGGGUCUCAGGACUACGGCUAUGAGGGUUAUAGCAACCCAUCAAACUACAGUGCACAAGGAGCCAAUCAGAAUUAUGGCCCCAACCCUGGACAAUACCAUAAUCCCGGAGUGGGCUAUGGCCGUGGCGAUGGCAACAUGAACUACCAGUACAGAUAGACUGAACCUGAUACUCACAUGCUCCUCGUCACCUUCGCAGUUUUUGCUUGUACGUCUUUUCUGAAGUAGCAGCAACAAAUUUGUACUUGCUCAACUGUCACCUUAGUAGUUGUACAAGCGUAGGAAAAGAAGUACUUGUGUUUUUUCAAGUUUCGUGGUGGUGUGUUCUAUGUUCUGUUCAGUAUGUGCUUGUUUUUUUUGUUCUUUCUUUUCUUCAUUCUCAGACUACUUCCUGAGGAGAAAGAGCCACCACAACCACAUGCAUGUUUGAGACAUGAUUUUGAAUUUGAAUGAGCAUUUCCAUUUUUCCAUUACAUUUCUCAGAUCGUUGAAAGCUAGCACACCCACUGUGUGGUUCUGUUUUUUCUUUUUUUUCUUUUUUUUUUCUUUUUUUAAAAAUAAAGUUUUAUUUAAAAGUUUUCAUUUUUAGCCCCCUCCUUAAAAUGUCUUUGAAUAUCAGUGUUUAUUUCCCUGUCAUUGUAGACAUUUAUUACAAUGUCUUUUUAUUACAGUUGCUUUGGAUAAAGUUGUGAAAGAUGUGAAGUGUAAAUUCAGGUUGCAAUAGCUGUUAGUUUGUUUUGGGGAAAUUCUAUUUUUAGGAAGAACGUGUGUCACUGUAUGAUGUAAGUAAUCUUCAUUUUGGAAGGAAAGAAAUUGUGAUGUCACUGGACUGUCUGACUUUUGUGUCCUUAAUAUAAUACUCUUUAACUCUU